This is a messenger RNA of Macroventuria anomochaeta, 1143 nucleotides long. RefSeq lists its product as uncharacterized. The coding region runs from base 1 to 1143 and encodes 380 amino acids. NCBI's taxonomy places the organism in Eukaryota, Fungi, Ascomycota, Dothideomycetes, Pleosporales, Didymellaceae. The transcript is spliced from 2 exons. The record is from RefSeq and is a predicted model, not a curated record.
AUGGACGAACCCUCGGAGCAACUCCACCUCGAAACCCGCGAUGCCGUCGUCAGAGCGCUGGCAACGCGCCGUCCCAUCCUACACCACCUAAACGCCGACACGUCCUGGCUGCUCCAGGUCCCGCGGCCCGCAAAUGCAGUCAAGCAUGGCAGCCGGGUAUACUACAACAUACUGAUCGACCCAUGGUUUGUGGGCGGGCAGUCGGAUGUCGCGAAGUGGUUCUCGCAACAAUGGCAUGCUACACCUAGUGCGGUGAAGAGCAUCGCUGAGGUCGAAGAGAUGGUGCGCCAGGUCGAAAUGCUUGCUGGAGGAAUGCGCCGGGCAAGCAAGAGAAGAGCUGGCGCGGACGACGAGACGCUCAUCGAUGCCGUCGCCAUCUCGCACGAGUUCACCGAUCACUGCCACAAGGAGACGCUACUGGAGGUACACAGAGACGUGCCUGUGUUUGCGACAGAGGAAGCAUCCAAACUAAUAUCCUCCUGGUCGCACUUCCGCACCGUAACCACAACCCCCACCUUCGUCGACAACAGCGACUGGCACGACUUCUCUCUCUCACCCCUCCCCUCCUGGCUCAGCAUCAGCCGCCUCACCGCCGCCGGCGACUCUCUGUACUACCACUCCGCGCUCCUCAUCACCUUCGCCACACACCCCUUCCUCUCGACCACUCCGCGCAAACAGCGCUCCAGCCUCUCUAUAAACGGCGACGGGCUGGAAGAGGGCUUCCCAUCGAGCAGCAGCGAGGCAGCAGAGGCGGUUAUAUAUACUCCACACGGCAUUCCACACGCCGCGCUGAGUCCGAUAGCGAAGGCAGAUCCAGAGCUGAAGACCCUCGCGUUCCUGCACGGCUUGCACGACGUCAGUAUAUCCGCGGCGCAGCAGUUGAAUCUCGGCGCGAAGAACGGCGUGCUGGCACAAAGAAUUCUGCGCGCAAAGUACUGGGUUGCAACACACGACGAAGUCAAGAAGGGCGGAGGGUUCAUCAGCUGGUUCUUGAAGAGGAAGGUGUGGACUGUCGAAGAUGCGCUGCGAGAGGCGCGGAGCGAGGAGACGGGUGGCUAUGGUGGGAGCGGGUGGGGCAUUGAUGAGUUUGAGGAUGUGCAUUUCAAGGAUAUGGGGAACGGGGAGAGUAUGAUAUUGGAGUAG